Leguminivora glycinivorella is the source of this 1919-nucleotide messenger RNA. RefSeq names its product 4-aminobutyrate aminotransferase, mitochondrial-like. Lineage: Eukaryota; Metazoa; Arthropoda; Insecta; Lepidoptera; Tortricidae. Gene Ontology annotation, cellular component: mitochondrion. The coding region runs from base 130 to 1596 and encodes 488 amino acids. The transcript is spliced from 9 exons. Gene Ontology annotation, biological process: GABA catabolic process. Gene Ontology annotation, molecular function: pyridoxal phosphate binding. The record is from RefSeq and is a predicted model, not a curated record.
UUAGGCUUUUACUAUGACUUGGAUAUAUAAUGUACGGAAUAUUGAAUAACCGUUUGCGUAAUUAUAUAAGCUUUGAUUUCAAACCAGUUACGGUUGAUACAGUUUAGGUAUAAAACGAAAAGGAAAACCAUGUUCCGUAUAAAAAAGGUUCCCGAGAAUGUAUUGUCCGUUAUAAAAUUGGUCAGAAGCAUGUCCGUGACAGUCCCAAAAGAACCCGAGAAGCCAUCGGUCAAAACUUCGGUUCCUGGACCCAAGUCCCUGCAGCUGUUGAGUGAACUGAACAGUAUACAGCAAGCUCAAUCUGUGCAGUUGUUUGGCGACUAUGAUAACUGUACUGGAAAUUACUUCGUGGACGCGGACGGAAAUCAGUUUCUGGACGUCUUUACCCAAAUAUCGUCGUCUCCCUUAGGAUACAACCACCCAGCACUGCUGGCAGCUUAUGCAAAUAGUCAUGCGCUUAAAUCCUUGAUUAAUCGGUCGGCGCUCCUAGUGUUUCCACCCGCCGACUGGCCAGAAAAACUGAAGAAGAUAUUGCUUGCUAAAGCGCCGCACUGCAUGACCAACGUAUACACGAUGAUGUGCGGCGCCUGUUCCCUAGAAAACGCGUACAAGUGCGCGUUCUUCUGGUACCGCGCCAAGCAGCGCGGCAGCAAGCUGGACUUCACGCCUGAAGAAUUGAACACCUGCAUGGUGAACCAACCGCCGGGGUCGCCGGACUUGGCUGUCAUGUCUUUUUGGGGCGCUUUCCACGGUCGCGCCUUCGGAGCCCUGUCUACCACGAGAUCGAAAUGGAUACACAAAAUAGAUUGUCCGGCCUUCGAUUGGCCUGUGGCCCCGUUCCCGCGAUACCAGUACCCGCUCCAUGAAAACCAACUAUACAACCGUCAGGAAGACCAAAGAUGCCUGGAGGAAGUGUCGAAAAUCUUAGACACGCGACUAAGGUGCUGUAGGCCAGUGGCGGCCAUUGUUGUCGAACCGAUCCAGUCUGAAGGAGGAGACAACGAAGCGUCCCCCGAGUUCUUUCAGUGCCUUCAGCAAAUAUGCAAGCAAAUGGGAGUAGCUCUCAUCAUUGACGAGGUUCAAACGGGGUGCGGGCCGACGGGCAAGAUGUGGGGCCAUGAGCACUUCAACCUGCCCUCGCCUCCGGACCUAGUCACGUUCAGUAAGAAAAUGCUUACGGGCGGUUUCUUCACCACUUCGGAGUUCAAGCCAGCACAGGGUUACAGAAUAUUCAACACCUGGAGCGGAGACCCCGGAAAACUGAUCCUCCUUGACGAAGUAUUUCGCGCCAUUGAGCAUGAGAAGUUGUUAACCACAGUUCAGCAAGCUGGAAAAGUUUUGAAAAAUGGCUUACAUGAACUUGAGAAAGAAUUUUCUACCGCGAUAAUGAGAGUGCGUGGCCGAGGGACGUUUUUAGCAUUUUGUUCCCCUACUGCUAAAGUGAGGGAUAAAAUUAAUAACGAUUUGAGGAAAAAUGGUGUUCUAGGUGGCAUAUGCGGGGAAAAGUCGAUCCGCCUGCGGCCCGCGCUUAUCUUUAAGGAGAGACACGCUAACAUCUACUUGGACAUUCUAAGGAAAGUAUUGAAGAAUCUUUAAAGUACUUAUUACUAUACAUCUUUUCAAGCGAUAUUCAUCUAAUAAGUACUGGUUUUGUUAUAUGCUAGCAAGGCGUAGGUGGGGAUUCUCCGAAAUGUUUUUCGAUAAGUAUUAUGCAUUUUUAAAACAAGUAAUUUUUGACGGCCAUUUAUAUUGUUCUUUUUUUCAAAAACCACAUCGGUGAUGAACAAGCACACGGCCCGCUAGGCUCACCGCGUAGGCAGUUUACAAAAAUCUUAGGUUUCGAGUCUGCUAAAUUAUAAAUACCGGCCAUAUAAGUUCAUGAUUUUAAUUUAUUCAAUAUUAUUUAUCGAUUACUUAUG